Messenger RNA from Setaria italica (foxtail millet), 911 nucleotides. RefSeq lists its product as uncharacterized. NCBI's taxonomy places the organism in Eukaryota, Viridiplantae, Streptophyta, Magnoliopsida, Poales, Poaceae. The transcript has 3 exons. Bases 258 to 911 code for a protein of 217 amino acids. The record is from RefSeq and is a predicted model, not a curated record.
CUCAGCUCGUCGAUCACCUCUCAUCUCCGCCGGAAUCGCUUGAGCUCUCCAUCCUCGAUCGACGUCUGCGCCGGCGCCCUCCCGCGUUGUGGUUCCUUUAUUUCUUGCUUGCGGACAGCAAGAAACAUGGGACCUUUGGGCUAGCAUCGAUCGUGUUCUCGACACAACUUUGGCGAUCAGAUCCUGCUCGUUUCUCUGGCUAGAUUAUUGACGCAUCAUACUCAGAGUUCUUUUCGAUCCAGUGGUGGCUGGUGAGGAUGGCGAAUGCCAUGGUCAGCGCUGCGUUUUCGGUCGUGGGCAAGGCGCUGUCUCCCUUGACGGGCAGCCUGCUCAAGGACUGGGCAGCCAGCGUCGAGCUCGGCUCCAACGUCCAGGCCCUCGAGCUCGAGCUGCUGACCGUGAAGGUUCUGCUUGAGCACGCCAUCGGCAAGGACAUCGACAACUCGGCGCUCAAGGAGCUCCUGGUGAUGCUUCAGGAGCUCGGCUACGACGCCGAGGAUGUGUUGGACGAGCUGGAGUACUUCCGCAUCCAGGACGAGCUCGAUGGCACCUUCGAUGCCGCCGACGAGCAUGCCAAGGGUGGCGCGCACAACCUGGCCCUUAAUGUGCGUCACACCGCGAAAGCUGUUGGCAAACGGAUUUGGUUGCCCGCAUGCUUGUCUCCUGGCGCCAAGCGGGAGGCACGCAACAGCGACGACACCAUCGUCUCCUCACCACAGCACACCAGCCAGCAGGCUAAUCGAGAGCUCAACGAUGGACGCAGGGAAAAACUCGCUUCCAGAGUGUGUAACACCGUCGUCCACGCUGUUGGUAAAUGCUUCCCUUGCUCAUCUCUGCCACCUGCUCGUGAUGAUGAUGAUGAUGACAAUGACAAUGACAACGACAAUGGCUUAUUUGUUGAGGGGGCAUAG